Molecule: messenger RNA, 264 nt
Organism: Phycomyces blakesleeanus NRRL 1555(-)
Lineage: Eukaryota; Fungi; Mucoromycota; Mucoromycetes; Mucorales; Phycomycetaceae
Exons: 2
Coding region: 1-264 (87 amino acids)
Source: RefSeq, a predicted model, not a curated record
AUGUCAUCCCAAUCCAUUCAAAAGAGUGUCAGCCUAACCAGUUACCCAGUACAAACCAUUCGUCUGACCGAACGGAAUCCUCUCUUGUCAUUCAACAUUGAGAUCGGACCUGGAGUUUCGAUACUUCUCGAAGUUUACUCUCACGACAACCCAACCCAAGUGGUCGAAACCGAAGAAUCCAAACAAAAACUCGCCAAUACGCUCAAAUUGAUUAUCCAGUCGGCUUUGAAAGGACGUUCGCUCACUUCCACUCCCACCUCAUAA